Molecule: messenger RNA, 1949 nt
Organism: Parasteatoda tepidariorum (common house spider)
Lineage: Eukaryota; Metazoa; Arthropoda; Arachnida; Araneae; Theridiidae
Product: putative arginine--tRNA ligase, mitochondrial
Biological process (GO): mitochondrial translation; arginyl-tRNA aminoacylation
Cellular component (GO): mitochondrion
Molecular function (GO): arginine-tRNA ligase activity; ATP binding
Source: RefSeq, a predicted model, not a curated record
UUAUUUCUGGUACAUGUUAAACUUUAUAUAUUUUGAAUGAAGCAAUGAACAAUGAUUGUACUUCUACGCGCGUUAUAUUAAAUUUAAAAUAAUUGCUCAUAAUUCUGAUUUUUUAGAAAGAUAUUUCAAUGGCUUCUUUCUUUCGACAACAAAUUGCAAGAAAGGUUUUACCCUUUCUAAGGAAUAACGAAGGUUCUAGCUCAGUUACUCCCAAUCUAAUCUCUUCGUUUAUCAAAGUGAAUCGUCGCAGCAAAAAUAAUCCUGAAUUACUGAUGUCAUGGCAGAAAAUAGUUCAUUAUUCACCAGAAGUAGAAGACUGGCUUACAUUACCAAAACUUGUGAAUCUUCUUAGAAACCAGGGCCUUCCAACUGCAGAGGGUGUUAUUGACAUUGGAUUAAGUGAAUCUCCUUUAGGACUGACAUUUACUGUUGAUAAACAUGUAUAUUCCAAGAUUGUUUUGACAGAUAUUUGUGAAAAUGAAGAAUUUUUGGCAGUAGAUAACUCAUUUUUUCAUAAUACUCCACUUAAGAAAAUUGCUGUGCAUUUCAGCUUGCCUUCAGUUGGUGAAAGGUUUAACAUGAGUGAUUUUCGUACUAUUAUCCAUUGCAAUUUUAUAGAAAAUAUCAGUACAUUUUUUGGAAAUCAAGUCAAUAAAAUAUACUCCAUGGCAGAUUGGAACCUAAAGUCUGCUAUAACUCUGACAGGUUUCAAAAAGUUGGGAGAUGAAAAAGAACUCCUUAAUAAUCCAGCAAGUCAUCUGUUUGAGGUUUCUAAAAUAGCCAAACAGUUAUAUGAAAGUGACCCAAGCUUUCAAAACGAGGUAAAUUCUUGUUUUAAAGAUGAAGAUAAAUGUUCUGAAUGGUUUAAUAUCAGAAAUUUAUGCUGGGAGCAAUACACACCAGUUUUUGAGAAGUUAGAUUUAAGUUUUGAUAAUGUUCGUUUUGAUUCUUCCUUUUCAUCAGAAGUUAAAAAAGUAUAUGAAGAUCUUGUUGCAAAGAAUUUGAUUAUUCCUCAACAUGAUGGUACAUUGAAAGCAAAUUUUAUGAACAAUCAUAAAGAAGACGCCGCAUCUAAUUCUCAGAUUUCAAAAUUUUUUAUUUACAGUCUGUGCAAUGCUAUACAUUCAGCUAUUCAUACAGAAGCAACUUAUAAUUUUGAUAUUUUAUAUUAUGUGGCUCCAAAAUCUCAGGAAAACUUUUUUGAAGUGUUUUCAUCUUUGCUAACAGAGCUAAACUAUAGUUGGUCAGAAAAAUUAUGCUUCAUUGGUGUGGAAAACAUUAGUGACUUUCAUGGGAGAAAGAAAAGGGCAUCAGUUGAAGACAUACUUAAUGAAAUGAAUCUUUUUAUGCUGAAAAAAUUGGAAACUGAGCUUUAUCUAGAGACAAAUGAAAGUCUGGAGAGAGUUGCUGAGAUUCUUAGCUACUCCUCUUUACUUAUGUUUGAUAUGAAACAUCGAAGAAACUUUAAUUACUCUCUUAACUUGAAUGAAAUACUGAGUUUUGGAAGAAACAGUGGAGCAGCAUUUCAACUUUGUCACGCUGGUUUGAAAGGGUUAUUUGAAGAUAAUGAGAUUCUUUUCAAGGUGGAUAUUGACACAUCUCCUCUUUUAGAACCUGAAGCCCAGAACUUAAUUUUACACCUCUCUAGAUUUGAUGAGAUGGUAUACAAAUCUUACUCAACUCUUGAACCAUUCUUCUUGUGCCAAUACUUGUCAAGUUUAUGGUAUUAUACAGACAGAGCUGCCAGUGUUUUAAAGCUUGAUCUUAAAAGUGACCGAUUGAUAGUAAUUAAGGCACGUCUGCUUUUGUUUUCUGCUACAUUAAAUAUUCUGCAGAAAUGUUUAGAAAUAUUGGGAGUAAAACCAUAUGUAAACAAAUAUUCUCAACCAAGAUUUGUAUAAAAUCUGAAUUAAAUGUCAUGUAAAUAAAUUUUAUUGUAUUUUCAAGAA